AUGCCAUCGGCAGGUUUCAGCGCUGCGCCGGUGUUCUUGCUCGCCGCGCUCUGGUUCGUCGCCGUCGCGGCCGCGGCGCUCCUCGCCUGCUGCUGCCGUUGCUGCCGCGGCGGCGGCAGCAACUACUCCUACUCGCGCCGGGUGUUCGCCAUCUCGCUCGUGCUCCUGAUCGUCUUCACAGCAGCAGCCGUCAUCGGAUGCGCCGUGCUGUACGACGGGCAGCGCAAGUUCAACGGCAGCACGACGGGGACGCUGGACUACGUGGUGAGCCAGGCCGACGGCGCGGCGGCGACCAUGCGCAACUUCACCGGCCUCCUGGAGACGGCGAAGAGCGCGGGCGGCGGCGUGGCGUCGCUUCCACCCGACGUCGCGCGGACCAUCGACGACGUCGCGCGGCGGGUGGACACCGCCUCCGACGAGCUCGCCGCGCGCACGGCCAGAAACUCGCGCAGGAUCCGGACCGUGCUGGACACCAUAAAGAAGGUGCUGAUCGUUGUCGCCGCUGUGAUGCUGGUCCUCGUCUUCCUUGGCUUUGUGUUCUCGUUGACUGGGUUCAAGUCGCUUGUGUACACAGUGGUGUUUCUUGGAUGGAUCAUAAUUACAGCGACACUAAUACUGUCUGCCACUUUCCUUCUGCUGCACAACGUGAUAGGAGACACCUGCGUCGCCAUGGACGAGUGGGUGGUCCAGCCGCAGGGCCACACCGCCCUUGACGACAUCCUCCCCUGCGCCGACGCGGCGGUGACGGCGGAGGCCCUGCGCCGGAGCGAGGAGGUCAACUACCAGCUCGUCACCAAGCUCAACGAGCUGGUCUCCAACGUGUCCAACCGCAACGUGCUUCCCCAGGCCGGCCCCCCGCUCUACUACAACCAGUCCGGCCCUCCCGUGCCGCUCCUCUGCAACCCCUACAACGCCGACCUCUCCGGGCGCCGCUGCGCCGCCGGCGAAGUCACCGCCGACAACGCGCAACAGGUGCGUGCGGUGUGGCAGCGGUUCGUGUGCCGGACGGCGGCGGCGCCGGGGUCGGGUUCGGAGGUGUGCGCGACGGUCGGCCGCCUCACGCCGCCGAUGCUGUCCCAGAUGCUCACCGUGGCCAGCGUGAGCGACGGGCUGCGCCGGCAGGCGCCCGCCCUGCGCGACCUGGCGAGCUGCGCCACCGUGCGCCGCGCGUUCCAGACGAUCAGCGAGCGCGGCUGCCCCCCGCUGCGGCGGGACAGCAGCCGGGUGUACCAGGCCCUUCUCGCGGCGUCGGUGGCGGCCAUGCUCGCCGCGGCGGCGUGGUUGGCGCACUCCCGGGAGCGGCGGCGGCGGCUCGAGAGCAAGCGGUUCCGGGUGUCGCCGUACAGGCUGCCCAUCGAGGAGAAGGUGCUUCUCAACAGCCCGAGGCGGCCGUACAGGCGAGUGUGACACCUUCUGAUCAUCAGGUCGAUCGAGGCCGUUGGAGCAACGGAAUUUCACAGGGAUUUCAUGAGUGACGACGUUGCAGCUCCGGUAGAAAUCUGGGGGAAAUUCGUGUCCUGGAUUGGGGCCUGAAGCCGGAUUAGGAUGUGUAUGUGUACGAAGCAGUUUUAGGAGUACAAAUAUAUACGGUAAUCUAUG
Panicum virgatum (switchgrass) is the source of this 1599-nucleotide messenger RNA. RefSeq lists its product as uncharacterized. NCBI's taxonomy places the organism in Eukaryota, Viridiplantae, Streptophyta, Magnoliopsida, Poales, Poaceae. The transcript has 8 exons. Gene Ontology annotation, cellular component: plasmodesma; plasma membrane. The coding region runs from base 1 to 1407 and encodes 468 amino acids. The record is from RefSeq and is a predicted model, not a curated record.